UGAAUGACGGAGAUAGUAAUAGAAAUAUUGCCAGGAUACUGUGUAUUUGUGUAUUCUGUGAGUUGUAAACGCAGUUUGAUGUAAUUUAGAAAUUAGUACACUUAAAAAUGCAGAAUGUAGCACAAGGAUCUACGUCAGAUAACCAAAAACUUGAAAAAGUGAAUGUACAGCACGAUAUAGGGAAAUCGUCGACUCCCAUAUCUUCUAACUCGAGCCCAACGAAAUCUGAAACGGAGACGUAUUCAGAACUGCAGCCGAGAUUUAUGACUGAUUCGUCAGAAAGCGAGGAGGACGACGUUUCUGAGGUUGAAUCGUUUGUUAUCGAUCAAGCGGAGUUGGACGAAGAGACACGCUUGGAAACCUCAAAGUUCCUGUCUCCUGAAGAGACAAUAGAGCCAUCUGUGGACCCAGAAACUCAAGCACGGCUCGAAGCUCUUCUUGAAGCAGCGGGUAUUGGAAAAUUAUCUGCAGGAGAUGGGAAACAUCUAGCAGAUCCGGAGGUCUUGCGGCGCUUGACUUCUAGUGUAUCUUGCGCAUUGGACGAGGCAGCAGCUGCCCUAACACGUAUGAGGAGUGAAAACCCACGCCAGCAACCUGAAAGGUCACUAGUUGAGGCUUGUACUGACGGAGACGUUGGAACAGUACGCAAACUGCUGACAGAAGGGAGAAGUGUCCACGAGACGACGGAAGAGGGGGAGAGCUUGCUCUCAUUGGCGUGUUCGGCCGGUUACUACGAGCUAGCUCAGGUGUUACUGGCCAUGCAUGCCAAUGUAGAGGAUCGAGGGAUCAAGGGUGACUGCACACCCUUGAUGGAAGCUGCAUCAGCGGGUCAUGUAGAUAUAGUGAGAUUACUCAUUGCACACUCUGCUGAUGUGAAUGCCCAGUCAUCGUCAGGCAACACACCUUUAAUGUAUGCUUGUGCUGGAGGCCAUGAAGAAGUGGUAAGGACACUUCUUGAAAACUCUGCUAAUGUUGAAGAUCAUAAUGAAAAUGGCCAUACUCCCCUGAUGGAAGCAGCCAGUGCAGGUCAUGUUGGUGUUGCAAGGAUUCUGUUGGAACAUGGUGCAGGAAUCAAUACCCACUCCAAUGAGUUUAAGGAAUCUGCACUGACUCUUGCCUGCUAUAAGGGACAUCUAGACAUGGUGCGGUUUUUGCUGGAAGCUGGAGCUGAUCAGGAACAUAAAACUGAUGAGAUGCAUACAGCUCUCAUGGAAGCUUCUAUGGAUGGUCAUGUGGAAGUUGCCAGAUUACUCCUUGAUUCUGGGGCACAGGUAAACAUGCCCACAGACAGCUUUGAGUCGCCUUUGACUCUUGCAGCCUGUGGUGGUCAUGUAGAUUUAGCAAUGCUCCUAAUUGAAAGGGGUGCGAACAUUGAAGAAGUGAAUGAUGAGGGCUACACACCACUAAUGGAAGCUGCACGUGAGGGACAUGAAGAAAUGGUUGCACUCCUGCUUAGUCAAGGUGCCAAUAUCAAUGCACAGACUGAAGAGACUCAGGAAACAGCUCUAACUUUGGCCUGUUGUGGAGGGUUCACGGAAGUUGCAGACUUCCUUCUCAAAGCAGGUGCAGACAUUGAAUUGGGAGCCUCAACUCCACUUAUGGAAGCUGCGCAGGAAGGCCACCUAGAACUGGUCAAGUUCCUUUUGGAAAACAAUGCUGAUGUGCAUGCUCAGACACAGACAGGAGAUACAGCUCUCACGUACGCCUGUGAGAAUGGCCAUACUGAUGUGGCAGAACUCUUGCUUCAGUAUGGAGCAGAUCUGGAGCAUGAAUCGGAAGGUGGCCGAACUCCACUUAUGAAGGCUUGUCGUGCUGGACACAUGUGCACAGUACAGUUCCUCAUUUCAAAACAUGCAGAUGUCAAUCGUCAGACUACAAAUAAUGACCAUACCCCUCUGUCAUUGGCCUGUGCUGGAGGACAUCUAGCAGUUGUGGAGCUGCUGUUAGCACAAUCAGCUGAUCCUUUUCAUAAAUUGAAGGACAACUCAACAAUGCUGAUUGAGGCAGCAAAAGGUGGUCACACAAAUGUGGUUCAGUUGUUGCUGGAUUAUCCCCAUUCCAUCAUGAUGAGUACCCCCCAUCCACACAGUGUGCCAACAUCAAGUGGAGCUGUUCAGGGCAGUGGUGUUGGAGUGGUUGGGACGAUAGCAGAUUCUGGUGGAGGGGUCAUCGAAGUGCCUCCACCUAAUAUACAUCCUGUGGCACCAACACCAUCAUCAGGGGCAGCAAAGAUUACUGCAAGCCAGGCUGGGCGACUCGUAGAACAUCUUGCGCAGCAAAAACACAAUACUCAAAAAUCAUUGUUGAGAAAAAGUCGUUCUUCUGCCAUGAUGAAUGACAGUAGUCUUACCUCAGCAGAAGUCCAGCAGGUACGGAAUCAGCCUCUUGGAGACGGUUCCAGCAGCAGUGCUGGUGUUGGAGUUCUGUCAAAAGAUGAGCCUAAUAUUUUAGACAAAGGGAGUACACCUGCUCUAGUGGAUGUUGAGAAGGCUUGGAAGCAGCAUGCAGCUAGGGAGGAUCAGAUACUACAGAAACAACAAAUUCUGGAAGAACUUCAGAGGGUUGAAAGAGAAUUACAAGAAAAAGGUCCCAAUCAGCUGCUGUUGCCAGAUGGCAGCCUUGGGAUUACAAGUGCUUCUGUGAUACCCGUGGCUCAACCUCUUGGGCUGAACAUCGAUCUCAGUCCACAGCCAUUGGCAACUCAAGGUAUGGUUUGUGCAUCAGGUGUCUCAGGGACACUAUUCCAUCAGGGGCCGAAUAAUACCAUCUCUGUGCAUAAUGCGUUUUAUACGGGUGGCAGCCAGCCAUUAGCAGGUAGUUGCCAACAACCACAACAAUCCCAGCAGCAACAGCAGCAGCAGAAGUCUUUGACUCUGGUAGCAACAGGUCGUGAUGGGGGCUUCAUAGCUACUUCAGGUCCUUAUCCCCCACCACCUCCUGCUGCACAACCUCAGUCACAGCCACCGCCUCCACCGCAGCAACAACCUGCAUCAACUGUUCCUCAGCAGCAGCAGACAAUCUCUGCAAGCUCAGAUGUUGUUCAGUCCACAGCCAUAAGUGACCGGCCUAAAGCAAAACCUGUCUCAAAGAAGGAAGUGAAGAACCUCCGUAAGCAGCAGCAACAGGCAUACCAAGCAGCUAUGCAGCAUCACCAGCAGCAACAGCAGAUGAUGCAGCAGCAGCAGCAGCAGCAACAACAACAAAAACAGCAGCAGCAGCCUCCACCACCACCACCUCCACAGAUACAGCAGCAGCAGCAACAGCUGCAGCUGCAGCAACAGCAACAACUGCAGCAGCAGCAGCAGCAGACACAACAACAGUUGCAGCAGCAGCAGCAGCAGCAGACACAACAGUUGCAGCAGCAGCAGCAGCAGCAACAGCAACAACAGUUGCAGCAGCAGCAGCAGCAGCAGCAGCAGCAGCAAGUCCAACAUCAGCCACAGACAACCACCCAACAAAAACAUGUUCAUUUCCAUAAUAUGAACUUCAGUCAUCAACUUCAAACUACGGCUGAACAAGCACUGCAUGAGCAGUCGCAGCAGCAACAGCAGCAGCAGCAACAGCCGCAGCCGCCGCUAUCGCCACACUCCAUAUUGAAGAACAGUCUGCAACCAACCUCAUUGUUGGCACCUCAUGUAAUGGUGCAGUUGACACAGUUAGAUCCUGGCAUGGUGCCAACAACUCCCCAGCAACUAAACCAGGUGUUGCAACAAAAGCAUCAGCAACAGCUACGUACCUUACAACAACAGAUACUGCCACAACCCGGUAUGGAGCACACUGAUCUGUCUGGUCUGUUGUCGGACCAACAGCAGCAUUGUCCAAUAUUUGCUGCAGCUGCAGAAGAAGCACUUGCAAUAGUGGAUAAGGCCUCAAAGUCUGAUGAAUCUAGGCUUGAAAUUGAUGAUGAUGCUAUUAAUGAUGUCACCCAAACACUGCAGAACUUCAGCAUUGAUGCUGUUGACAUAGCUGCAGCAUUUGCUGCUGGUGCUGCAGCUGGUGUUGCAGCUAGUUCCAGUGAUCGUGAGGAUCUUAAACUUCCGGUGCCAAGUAGCCAGACUGCAGCUCAAGGACAACAGUAUUCAGCAACCCAGAUGGAUGAAGCCAUCUCAGUUAUGUCCCAAGGACCUGUACAAGUUGGAACUACGCAGACGGAUGUUGCAAGAGUUGAAUAUUACGUACCUUCCACUGCUGCCCAGAUACCAGGACUGCAGGUGCAGCAUGGGUCUGGGCUGCACCUGCAGUAUCAACAGUAUCAGCUCACAACUGGUCUUCACGUGGCAACAAGUGGUGUCCAGUCACUCGAAGUCACUGGUGGGAUCCAGAUUACAGGGUCAGCUGCAACUCCUCUGCAGACAACGCAAAUACUAAAUCCCAGAUUAGGUUCUGCCUUUCAGUCACAACUGCUGUUGCAGACACCACAACUAGCAUUUCCAGGACAAGCACUGCCUCCACCAGAAUCUGGGUCAGAAGUUUCUGUGAGUUCGGGCCAAUUGCAAACUCAAGCUCAACAACAGGCACAGGCAUCUCAGCAGCUACAACAGCAACAGCACCACCAUCACCACCACCAUCACCAUCAACCACAAACGCAGCAGCAGCAGCAGCAGCAACAACAACAACAACAACAACAGCAGCAGCAAAUACCAUCACCCCAACAACAGCAGCAACCUCCACCACCACAGCAGCAACAGCAACACCAUUCACAGCCAUAUGUGUUGCAGCAGCAGUGCUCUGCAGUGCAGGUCCAAGUUGCAACACAGACACAGGCUACAAAUGACAAAAAAGCAAGCGUUGCAUCAAUUUCUGUGCCUGUAUCCACAACUGCUCCUGCUACUGCCGUUGCUGCUGCUCCCCCUCAGACAACAACAGGGAAAGGCAAGAAGUUAAGAUAUCCCCUUACAUUACGCCAGCCACCAAAUCAGCAAGGAACUGCAGCUGCUCCAGCAUUUAGUUCGCAGAAUAUAAACUCCAGUCUAGAAUGGUUUGAGAAAGGUGAGGUUGUGGCGCAAGAGUGUAAUGGUGCAUGUGUUUCGGGAGUAGCUGCAGCUUCAACAGCUAUGGGGUCAAGAACAGCUUCUGGGGGCACACCUCAGUGCCCCCAAGCUCCUUUCUCCUGUAUGGAUGUUGAUUCAGAGACUGAUAGUAACCAUGAUACAGCACUAACGCUAGCCUGUGCCGGUGGUCAUGAGGAACUUGUUGAACUGCUGCUUUCACGUGGAGCUGAUAUAGAACACAGAGAUAAGAAAGGAUUCACACCAUUAAUUUUGGCAGCCACAGCAGGACAUGAAAAAGUAGUAGAAAUACUGUUAAAUCAUGGUGCAGAGAUAGAAGCCCAGUCGGAGAGAACUAAGGAUACCCCACUCUCUCUUGCCUGUUCAGGAGGUCGUUAUGAGGUUGUGGAAUUAUUACUACAAAGAAAUGCUAAUAAAGAACACCGUAAUGUCUCGGACUAUACGCCACUAAGUUUGGCGGCAUCUGGUGGAUAUGUUAAUAUAAUUAAGCUCCUUUUGGCGCAUGGAGCAGAAAUAAACUCUCGCACAGGUAGCAAGCUAGGCAUAUCUCCUCUCAUGUUGGCUGCAAUGAAUGGCCAUACUGCUGCGGUAAAACUACUGCUUGACAUGGGAAGUGACAUCAAUGCUCAGAUUGAGACUAAUCGCAACACAGCCCUCACGCUAGCAUGUUUCCAAGGACGACAUGAAGUGGUGAGUCUUUUGCUGGAUCGCAAGGCAAAUGUUGAGCAUCGAGCAAAGACAGGUUUAACACCACUAAUGGAAGCUGCAAGUGGUGGCUAUGUCGAAGUUGGUCGUGUCCUACUGGACAAGGGUGCUGAUGUAAAUGCACCACCUGUGCCUUCGUCACGUGAUACAGCACUGACAAUAGCUGCCGACAAGGGUCAUUGUCGGUUUGUGGAACUUCUACUUUCAAGAGGUGCUCAGGUUGAAGUGAAGAACAAGAAGGGCAACUCACCACUCUGGUUAGCAGCAAACGGUGGACACUUAAAUGUCGUUGAGCUGUUAUACAAUGCUGGUGCAGACAUUGAUUCUCAGGAUAACAGGAAAGUUUCUUGUCUGAUGGCAGCUUUCCGGAAAGGUCACAUGAAAGUUGUAAAAUGGAUGGUCAAUCAUGUAACUCAGUUCCCAAGUGAUCAAGAAAUGACUAGAUACAUUUCAACUGUCAGUGACAAGGAGCUGUUAGAAAAGUGCCAAGACUGUGUGAAGAUCAUUCGAGCAGCAAAAGACCAACAAGCAGCCAAAGCAAACAAAAAUGCCAGCAUCUUAUUGGAAGAACUUGACAUGGAAAAAACUAGAGAAGAAUCAAAGAAGGCAGCCGCAGCUCGAAGGCGAGAAAGGAAGAAGAAGAAGAAACUUGAGAAGAAAGAAGAAAAGCGGAAGCUUCAUGAAGAAAACAAGAAGAAUGAAAUACUGUACCAAGAAAAUGAACAAACAACAAAAAAAGAUGAUGAGGAGGAGGAGGAAACUGAGAGACCUGAAGAGAAUGAAGCAGAAGAUUUGGGUGCCCAAUGUUGUGAUGACAAUGUUGGUACAGAUAGUCCAGUACGCAAUGGUGAUGUAAUAGACAAAGAAGAGGGAGACAGUGGUAUUGAUGCAAAUAGCCAAGGAAGUUGCAGCAGCAAUGAUGUUAAAUCAAAAGAGAAACGAAAAGAUAAGAAGAAGAAAAAAGGCCCUAGCACAAGUACAUCGACAUCCCCAAGUGGGGGAAGUGGCAGUAGCAAUAAUAGCAUUGCAAAGCCUCCUGAAAAGGAGCCAGCACUACAUCCUCCUGGAUCAGCUCACUUGGAGGCAACCUCUUCUCGCCCAUCAGUUAGUAGUUCAACCAAGACUCGUGAACAGCCUAGCUUGUCAUCAGUUUCUGGCUCUGCAACUGACAAUAAAGAUCGUAAAGAAACCACAGCUCAAGAUUCCAAAUCUGCUACACGCAGUAGCCAGCAAGGUGAACGCAAAAUUAAAGGUCAUCUAGUAUUUGAGGCUUCUAGGCCACAUCCUGCUGAGAGGGAGGAUUUUGAAGCAACUGGCAACGAAACAUAUGUGCCUGCUAGUAAAGGGAAGAAAAAUUCUUAUAUGAAUCAUUACUGUGAUGCUGAGUCAAGUCUCAGCAGCAACAAAAGUGGUAUGAGCACCACUAGUCCAAAACAGAGUGGCAAGCGGGAGGAAGGGUGGAAAGAAGUCGUCCGGAAGUCCAAGAAGGUUUCUGUGCCCUUGAAUGCUAUCAGUCGGGUCAUUGGCAGAGGUGGAAGCAACAUCAAUGCCAUCCGCGGUGCUACUGGAGCACACAUUGAAGUGGAGAAACAGAGCAAAGGCCAAGGCGAAAGGAUAAUUACAAUAAAAGGUUCUGCUGAAGCAACAAGACAGGCACAUACUCUUAUUGCUGCUUUGAUCAAGGAUCCUGAUGUGGAUAUAUUGCAAAUGCUUCCAAAGUCGGCAAAGCUGUCAGUUGUAUCCAUGUCUUCAUGGGACAAAUCAGCAAUGGCACCAAAGUCAAAAACUGCAUCUGCCAAGUCUGGUGGGUCUGUGACGCUGCAAGGAACAUCAAUUCUUGGAACAGGGCCGUCUUCAUUGCUCAGCAAGCCAGUACCUGCAGUUGUAGGUGCACCGGUACCACUGUUCACUUCUUUGCGGUCAGCAUCAGCUUCAAAAUUAAGUGGAUCAUUUCCCCCUCCAGUAACAAGAGGGACAGCUCCACGCCAUGUCGCAGCAGCAGAGAAACGUGCAGCUGCGGCUGCAGCUGCCGCUGCAGCUCAGAUGGCUGCGGCUUCAAAUACAAAAACUACAAUGUCAUAUACCUCAGCCAUCAUGACAUCGGGCCGCACAUCAAAAGCAGCUAGUAGCAGUACACCACCGACAUUUGCAGCAAAACUAACAGAGGCACCACCACUGCAGGUUCCUGGAGGCCUUCCAAGUUCAACAAAGUUAUCUCGGGUGGUAUCUCAGCCUACUUCGUUACCAGCAGCAAGCCAAACUUCUAUAUUGCUGCAGCAGCAACAGCACCACCAUCACCACCACCAGCAGCAGCAGCAGCAAGCUGCUUCUCCAAAGCAUCAUAGGCCUUCCACUCAGCAGUCAACAACAGCAACAUCGACGACGAUGACUACUACUACUGCCACUACUACUGCCACCACAACCACCAGCACCAGUACCACCACCACUACCACUGCCACCAACACGAACACCACAACUUCAGCUUCCAGCUCACAAGUACCUGGAGUUCCACAACCGGGUGGUUUUCAGAUCACACCUGGUAAGGCACCAUUUCCAUCAGCAACCACACCAGCAACCAGUGCUUCAGUGGCGGCACCUGCUGCUAGUCAGCCUCAGGUGACAGUGGCCUCAACAACAGCUACUGCACGUGUUGGUACACCACAGCCACAGCAAGCAGUGUCAGUACAACAGUCACCACCACAGCAGCAGCAGCAACAGCAGAUGUCACAACAGUGUCAACAGCAACAAAACGUGACACAGAGUGGUCAGCAGCAGACUUCACUAGCACCUCCACCGCCCCCACCUCCAGCGACUCCGCAGCAGUCACAGAUACAUCAGCAGCAGGUAAUUUCUCAGCCUCAGCAGCAGCAGCAGCCCCACCACCAACAGCAGCAGCAGCAGCAGCAACAACAACAACAACAACAGCAGCAGCAGCACCAGCAACAUCAGCAGCAGCAACAGCAACAACAGCACCAACAGCAGCAGCAACAUCAGCAGCAGCACCAUCACCACCAACAGCAACACCACCACCAGCAACAGCAGCAUCACCAUGUACAACAGCAGCAGCAACAAUCAUUACAACAACAGUCAUCUCAGCAACAGCAGCAGCAGCAGCAUCACCAUCACCACCACCACCAUCACCACAACCAGCAACAGCAGCAGGCACAACACCAACACCACCAACAGCAACAACACCAGAUAGUGCAACAGCAGUUGACACAAGCACAGCACCAACAAGCUCAGCCACCAUCUCCAGAAACACAGCAGGUUUCUGUUGCAGCCCCAAAUGCUGCUCCACUUGAAUACUCUUUGUUCAAUGACAACUUCACAAAGGUGGCCCAGCAGUCAAUGUGGGGAAGAGACAGUGAAGCAACAAAAACAAUUAUGAAUUUUGCAAGUGUUGCAGCAACUGGUGGUGCCCCAGGAUCAGGAUCUAGCAGCUCUAGCACGAAGUUCCUUGAAAACGUCCCUCCUCAGGUUGAUGCUGCAAAGGCACCUGGUUAUCGCGGAAAUGCUGUAUGCUCCCCAGUUUCAUCAAAAACGAGCAGCAAUAGCACAACUCCACCAUCCCUCUCUGCUGCACCAGGACCACAGUACCAGAAUGCACCCACCUUCUCAGCAGAGUCUAUAGGGCCAUGUCUUAACCAUCCAAAUAAGCCACCCCAACAACAGGCUUCACCAGGUGGAGCUGGGGAUGCAGUAUUUGGUGCUGCACGCAGUGGUUUCCCAACAGCUGAACUUGCCCAACCUCGUGUCCCUCCAUCUCAUGACCAUGGUCCUGGACCUGCUAUUUUUGCAACUCCAGAACAGCAAACACAGCUUUUGAAAAUGGUUCCACCUGGACCAGGACCUGUUUCAGAACCUCAGUUGCUAGCUCCAUUUCAUCCUCAUCACCACCACCACCAUCAGCAGCAGCACCAUCAUCAUCAUGCUCCCCCUGUGACAACUGUGAGUAUGUCAAGACUCAAUCCCCGAGCUCCUGAUUUCAGCCUUCACCUUCCACCUGGUAAGGCCCAGCAACAGCAGCCACAACAGGCACCACCACCAGGUGCAUUUGCUUCAGGAUAUCAUAAUAGAGCUCCACCACCUCCCUCAUCUGCUCCUGGGUUAGCUGCAGUUCUGCCUGGACUCUCUGGUGUUCCAUUUGCAGCACCUGGACCAGCAGGGAAACAGCCUCCUGGACCAUAUGGUGGCCAUGGUGCAGCUGGUGCUGGCGGAAAUCCACGGUGGCAGUUGUAUGGGCAGCCAUACCAUGGACCAGGACCACAUCAUCCUGCAGAUGUUGUUGGGCAGCUUGGCUUUCCUUCUGGUGCAAUAGCUCACUUGGCUAGUCUAGCAGCUGGGCUCCCUGGCUCGGCAGACUUGCUUGCUGGUCUUGAAAAUGGAAGUGGUGGAUCGCCACCACCAUCACCUGCUGGAGGUGCAGGUGAUGGAAGAUCGACAGAAGACCGCAAAAUCCGGCCAAUAGGCACUGAACGUGCUAGCUGGAAGAACCUUGUCAAUAAUGUAGCUGGUGAUCCUGACUGGAUGCUAGGUGCAGCUGAGCCAAAGGUGUGGCCUGGACAUACCGUGGAUCGGGGUCAUCCACAACAGCAGCAGCAGCAGCAGCAGCAACAGCAGCAGCAACAGCAACAACUUUUCAGAACUAAUCCAUCACAUUAUGGUCGUCUGCCUUCUGCUGAUGAUUUGCAGCAUAUGGUAGAAGCUCCUUUCCAGGCAGGACAUCCAGAGAACCAACACUCAUUCCAUAAUGGCAGUGGCACAGUAGCAGCCUUGUCGUUAAUGCAUCAUGGUCUUCCGCUGAUGCCACAAUUUGGAGUUGCUGGUGCAGGAGCAGGAGCUAGUGCAGAUAUGGAUGCUGUUAAAAUGGAAGCUCCCAGUUGGGGCUUGCAAGAUGUACAGGAGAAGCCACACCAGUGGCAUGCCAAAUGGAGUCAUUAAAGAAGAAAUUCAGCAUAAUGUUCAGACGUGAAGCUAGUUAAAGACGUAUAUCUUCUAAACAUGAACUUUUUUUAUUAAAAAGAUCCAUCUGUAGCUUAUAAAAAUGCUUUGGUCUUUUCACCUAGUGUUUGGGAUACAGACCUCUGGUAGCUUAUUAGAAACCCCAAUCAGGAAACUCGUGCAAUUGAAAAUUCAUUUGGUUUCUAGGUAUUUUACUUUGACCCAGUCCAUGUUUUGCUAAUGGCUUGCCAAAACAGGCCACAUUUAUAGUUGACAUGCAUUAAAGCAAGUUCGCUUGUACCCAGUCUAUGGGUUUAUGUUGCACUUGUCAACUUGUGGCUCAAUGAUGGAACUUGUCCCUCUCUUAAUAUAUGAUUGUUGUGGGUGCCGCUAUAAUAUUGUAGCUAUGAGGCGCGUCGGAAAUUAGCGGUUAAUGAAUUCGGUGUAUAUAACUAUUUUGUGAACCAAGAGAUACUGUAGCUCAUCUUUCAAAAAUAAGUUCUUUGCAUGUUUCGUCCUUUAUUUGAUAAUUGCUUUGUAGUUUAAGAAAUAAAAGAAUACAGAUUUA
Messenger RNA from Schistocerca cancellata (South American locust), 11223 nucleotides. RefSeq names its product ankyrin repeat domain-containing protein 17 (gene mask). Gene Ontology annotation, cellular component: cytoplasm. Bases 108 to 10655 code for a protein of 3515 amino acids. Gene Ontology annotation, molecular function: RNA binding; protein binding. The transcript has 42 exons. Gene Ontology annotation, biological process: innate immune response. The record is from RefSeq and is a predicted model, not a curated record. NCBI's taxonomy places the organism in Eukaryota, Metazoa, Arthropoda, Insecta, Orthoptera, Acrididae.